Gossypium raimondii (Peruvian cotton) is the source of this 3076-nucleotide messenger RNA. RefSeq names its product probable LRR receptor-like serine/threonine-protein kinase RKF3. The transcript has a single exon. Gene Ontology annotation, biological process: protein phosphorylation. The record is from RefSeq and is a predicted model, not a curated record. Gene Ontology annotation, molecular function: ATP binding; protein kinase activity. Bases 64 to 1971 code for a protein of 635 amino acids. Lineage: Eukaryota; Viridiplantae; Streptophyta; Magnoliopsida; Malvales; Malvaceae.
CAACUCCCACUUUUUUUCGUAUUUUCUUUCCUUCAAUGAAUAACACACCUCUCUCCCAACCAAAUGUUCUUAAACCUUCAUCUUCUCUUCUUCCUCUUCUUCAUCUUACCUUCCUUCCCAUCUCUCCUCGCUCAAAGCGUCGACGUUUCAUCAUGUCCCUUAAACGUAUCCAUCCUCCGCCCCGUCUUCUCCGACUCCAGCCGACCCCGCUCUUCCAUGGAGUGCCACCACAUCCGCCAGGGUCUUCGUCUCCUCCUCUCCGACUACCUCAGGCGCACCGGCUACUUCUUUCCGCCUGCAAACACCUCCGAGUCGUGUUGGCAGUCUUAUCAGUCCCUCGUCCCCGACUUCGACAUCCGUUCCUCGUGCGGUUUCCAAACUGCUUGGAUUUCCCAAGGUUGCAUGAACUUAACCACCAAGGUUGAGUUCGAAGCUUUGAUCCCCAACACUACGUUAGACGACGUCGUUUCCAAUUGUAACCAGUCCUUGCAGGGUUCCGCUUGUGCUUCCUGUACUACAAGCUUGUCCAAUUUGCAAACUUCGUACUUGACGGAUAAUUCGAUCGCAAACGUCUCUGACUGUUCGGCCUACCCGUCUAUUUAUGCAGCUGCUGUUGCCAACUACUUGGGACCAACUGAUGAAGGUACGGCCUCUUGUAUAUUUUCAAUUCAGCUCAGUGAUAAUCAUGGUAGCAAAGGUAAGAGUGAGCAAAGAGGUGUGAUUUUGGGUGUGUUAAUAGGGGUCGGUGUCGGUUUAGUCGUUUUGAUUGGUGGGUCUUGGUUUGUUUAUAGAAAAUAUCAGGAUUCAAAGAGGCAGAAAGGGAGGGAUAGGAUCAGGAGCCUUGAGAUGGGUAGUUUAGGUGGUUCAGGGUUGGCUUCAUUUAGUGAAAGUACUCAUUUAGUUAAGUUUACGUUCGAUGAGAUUAAGGAAGCCACUAGGAACUUCUCUAGAGAUAACAUGAUUGGGAAAGGAGGCUAUGGGAAUGUGUACAAGGGUUACUUGCCUGAUGGCUCUGAGGUUGCUUUCAAAAGGUUCAAGAAUUGUUCUGCGGCUGGUGAUGCCAAUUUUACGCAUGAAGUUGAGGUUAUUGCUAGUGUUAGGCAUGUGAAUCUUGUUGCUUUAAGGGGAUACUGUACAGCUACGCCCACGACCCCAUUAGAGGGUCAUCAGAGGAUCAUUGUUUGUGAUUUAAUGAAGAAUGGCAGUUUACAUGAUCAUCUGUUUGAUUCCAUGGAAAGGAGACUUAGUUGGCCUCUUCGUCAAAAGAUUGCGCUAGGGACAGCUAGAGGACUGGCUUAUUUGCACUAUGGGGCACAACCAGCAAUCAUUCAUAGGGAUAUCAAAGCGAGUAAUAUUCUUUUGGAUGAGAAAUUUGAGGCCAAGGUAGCAGAUUUUGGUCUUGCAAAGUUUACACCAGAGGGGAUGACACAUUUGAGCACCAGGGUAGCUGGAACAAAGGGAUAUGUCGCCCCUGAGUAUGCAUUGUAUGGGCAAUUGACUGAGAGGAGUGACGUGUAUAGCUUUGGUGUAGUGCUUCUUGAGAUGUUGAGUGGAAAGAAGGCGCUCACUAUGAGUGAUGACAAUCAACCUUCUCUAGUGGCUGAUUGGGCCUGGUCAUUGGUGAGGAAUGGGAAAACUUUAGAUGUUAUUGAAGAUGGCAUGCCAGAGUUGGGGCCACCAGAAGUUCUGGAGAAGUAUGUAUUGAUAGCAGUUCUUUGCUCUCAUCCGGAGUUACUAUGCCGGCCAUCCAUGGAUCAGGUUGUUAAAAUGUUGGAAACAGACAUUUCUGUUCACUCAAUCCCUGAGCGGCCUAUUCCUCUGGUAGCUCCUAUAAGUGACAUUGAGAAAUCUAUAAGCAGUAAUGGCUCUAGUCAGCUCUCAAGUUCAGCUGGUUAUCGGACGUUUACUUAUGAAAGUAGUCAUCAUUCUACCAGUAAGGAGGAAGGGAUAAGUUCAGGCUUUUUUGAAUAGAAAGUUUUUGAUAAGCACAAUCUAACAUAAUAGGAUCAUUUAGCUCGCUAAUGGUGCUUCCCUGAUUGGUAUUCUCUCCAAUGGUGCUUCACUAGUUCAAUUUGCAUCUGCUGUUGUAAAAAUACAAUAGAUUUACAAUCAAGCUAGGUUCAUUUGAAUUCAAAUGAUAUAGGAUAUAUAUAUAUGUAUAUAUAUAAAUGGUGCCACGUUUUGCAAGUAUUUAAUGGUGUACAGUAUAGCAACUUUCUCUAGCACAUCAAUUAAAUGAUGUUCUGUGUUUUUUUGAAAAUUCUUCUUGUAUAAAAUGUUUUUACCAAGUGCUGUAGCAUGGAGUUUUGGACUUAUGUAACAAAGGCUAUUGCAAGAAUAUUAGUCCAUUUGUAGCUUUCUGCAAGCACUGUUGCUUUUACUUAAUUUUGAGUACUAUUAUACUAUUAAAGGAUGCGUAUAUAGAAUUUGAUGCAAAUAAAUCUGUUUGAUGGCUUCUAUUCUUUAUAGAUUUGUUCUUUUGAACAGUUGAAGGUUGGCAUAUUUGCAAAAGCAAAUCACACGAUGUGCAACAGAAAGUAUGGGUGGCACGCUGCAGAACUGAUGCAGCUCAUGCUGGUGCAAGCUUUUAAGAAAACGGGCGAUGCUCGUCUUGCACAUGCUUUUUCAAUUCAGCAAUGUGCUUCUUGAGAUAUGAGAGUGAGUAGAGUGCACCCAUUGCAGUUGCCGGGACUUGCAUUUCGUAUGUACCGAGGAGGCAUAGCUUGAUGAUCACUGAAGAUGGUUGAAUUGAAUCUGCUGUGUCUGAAAGUGAAAUGAGCACAUAAGACCAUAAAGUGGUAGUUGUUCUUCUGCAAUGUGGCAUCUCAUAGUAGAUCAACAAUAUUUGUGAAGCUCACUGUCUUAAACAUGAGCUAAAAUGUCUUAUGUCUAUAAGAAAGUAUUAAUUUGCUUAGGGUCAUAGGUGUAAAGUGCGCCUUGUUCAUUCUCAGAGAUCUGGCCUGAAUUUGGGUCUAAAUUGGAGGCCUUGUUUUAAUUUUAACUUUAUGGACCUCGAUUUUCGUGGCUAAGAAUAGAUCUUGCAAGUUGAAGGCCUCAUCGGGUCAACAUUUCUAUU